AUGCUCUCGUCGCAUCGCAAAGCUGACAUCAAGAACGAUAAAUCACAGGCAAAAAGAGCACCAGUGCUGAUGAGGACCAACCACACAUUGAAUUCACGACCGCAGCUGUCGGAUCCGUUGACUUUGAAGCAAGGCAUGUACGGCACCACUGUCCCAGCCCAAAGUGCCGGGGAUGGGCACGCCGAGGAUUUCGAUGGGACUCCCGAAAGUUCGCCCCAGGACUCGGCUCUAGCAAAGGCAAUGGCGUGGCUCCGCGACAUGACCAUAUUCAAGGCCAUCCUGAUCAUCUAUUGCCUCAACAUCGUUGCCUGGGGAGGCAUGAUAUUUCUCUUACUCUGCAACGCCUCCCCGGCAAUGUGCUAUCCAACCUGCAACGACAUCAACUCGCCUCGCCGCAAGUGGAUUGAGAUUGACUCUCAGAUCCUCAACGCCCUAUUCUGCGUUCCAGCGUUUGGGCUCUUCCCACGACGAGCCCUUCAGGCUUGGCAGCUUCUCCAGUUCGUUGUCCGUGGAGAUCUAGUGGCCCUCCGUUGCCUAGCUGGCAGGUAUCGGACAUGGUUCCGGCUCCCAGGCUCUCAGAUGCUCCCCGCGAGCGUCGGCCCCGACGAGGUUGAGAACUGGCUGUCUCUACCUUCUGCGACGCUGAACAUCCUACCACUCCCCGUGCGGCGUAUCCCUGAUGCGCCGCCGACCGGACAGCGCGCGGCGACGACAUCCGUUCGGAUGCUGGGAGCGGUAAUUGGACUAAACAUGAUGAACACUGUGUUUCAAGCCAUUCUUUCCGGGUUCAUGUGGGGUUACAGUAGGCAUUCCCGGCCGGGUUGGUCCGUUGGGUUAUUCUUGUGUCUGGCAUUUGCUGCUUCGACUGGCGCCGGCGUCUUGGAGUUCCUCGAGGGGAAGAAGGUUAGGAGAGUCGAGGGCCGGUACCGGUGAGACUCAUCUGGAGGUUCAUUUGACUUGUUGUUUGAUAAUGUAUUUGGCAUUCCCUAGUCGUUCAACUUCUAUAUUGGUAGGGACGGUGAUUGAUAUUCCUAUACAUCAAGCCGAUACGCCUUCAUCGCUACUGCUUGACUCUCAGGUGCCAGUGUACAGCAGGUCGAGGUUCAGGGGUCAUCAACUUGCUAAUAAAUGCGCGUGCCCGAUGUAGCGCUGGAGCUCAUAAAACUUUAAUUAUGAUACUCCACUCUACCCACCUCGCGGCCCCAGCCACAAGUCUACGUGUUUCCCACCACCCCACCGUUUUAGUUUCGUAUCUCGCUCGCUGUUCGUUCUCCUCUCUUCAUCCCAGUGCCUCCCUCGUUUCCUCUUGCCACCUUCUUCGUUGCUCGUUGCUCGUUCCUCUUCGUCGUUCGCAUUCAUCCAACGACACUCCGCCUGCUUAUGGCACCGUCACCAAUACUCGCACCUCCUGAGACGUCAAACCUGGCUCCAGCCAGCCGACGGCGACCACACCGCAAGUCAAGAACCGGUUGCGCUGAAUGCAGGAGGCGUCGCGUCAAGGUCCGUCACCCUUGUUCCAUCGACGAAAAAAACACCCCCUGAGAUGCGACUGACUCGUAUCAUCAGUGUCCCGAGCAGAAGCCAAGCUGCCGGUCUUGCGUCCGUCAUGGUGUCCAAUGUCAAUAUCCGGACGCGACUCUGGCGCCCCGUGUAGGGCCAGCGGAAGUCUAUUCGUCCCCUGCAUUCUCGGGGAGUAAACAUUCUGCACAUGUCCACGCCCCGACACUAGUCCCCGAUCCUGCCAGAGAGCUUUCGCCGGUGACGGAACCUUCCGAAUCUAAUACUCGCCGUACCGUAAGCGUAAGUGCGAGGUUCGGGAUGGAUGAUAUGUUUCUGCUCCAUCACUGGACUCUUCACACAAGCCGAGACUGGGACCCACUAAUCGCCGUCUCAAUGGCGGCGGUCACAGUGACGAUAAUGUUCGAUCUCGCAUCGUCCGCGCCCUCGGCACUGAAUGGAUUCCCAUGAUACGCGGUAUCGAGGCCAUCCUCUUACCCGUGUACGAUCGUGUGCGCCUCGGUCCGUUGAGGCCCCUGACCGACAUGGGAAACUGGGAGGAGUUGGAUGUCGAUCAGUACGCGCCCCCGGACGAUGACUGGUUCCGCCGGGUCCGUGACCUGUGGCAGCAGACGCCAGAUGGCCAGUGCUACGAGGAUACGCUGCAGGUUCUUCGCAAGUGCCGCUUCUUCUCGGCCCAGUUUGAGACGAUGGACCAUGCGUCAUUGGAAGAAUGGGGAUACAACCGACGGUGCGCUGGGCCGUUGGCAUUCUUGCACUUUGCCCCCGAGGAGUUUAUGUCGCGCCUGCACCAGCGUCAGCCCCCGGCGCUGGUUCUUUUUGCUUACUUUGGGGCGCUGCUGUAUGACUUGAAUGACUCGUGGUUUCUCGAAGGAUGGGGUCGCGAAGUGGUGCAGGUGAUUGACGAGAUCCUUGGCGACUACUGGUCUCCCUGGAUGGCAUGGCCCAAGAGCAGGGUAGGAGUUACUUGAUUGUACGAGGUGUCGAUUCUUUGUUGCAGUCUAGGUACAGUUCUGUCAAAGUGCCUCGAAUGCAAAGACAGUGCCAUAGUAUAUCUAUAUUAUCUCAAAGCGUGUUUUACUUGGAAUAUAUUGUUGUAAUAUAAUGGGUUAUAGACUUAAAGGAUAUGCAAGAAGGGGUAUCCCCUCUUCUAUACAUAUAUAUAUUAACAUGGGCUCUUUCUCUCCCCUUUGCAUUCACAUAGCUCAUAACCAAUUACAACACACAUACUCGUGCAUACGCAGCUAAACUGCGAGAAAAGGCUGCGGUUCGUCCGACUUGCAACGGUAUAUUCAACCCCCAAGUCGAGCCAAUUAUGGCAGAGCGGUUCGGGUGCCAAAUUCCAUCUUCAACCUAUCAUUGCUGAGCUUGGCCUUGAGCAUAGUCAAGACUUCACCAGGAUGGAUGUAGUUGAAUAGCGCCAUCACUAUCAGCAUGAGAGCAGCGUCGAACAGGUAUAGGUACACUUCAUGACUGAGGAGGUAACCGCUGAAGCCCUGCAGGUACUCGAUGGCGCGGAAGACGGAUCGAACCAUGAUGAGCACACUGGUGAUGUAAAGAGUCGUCAUGUGCCUCUUCCACUCUCGGUUGCUUUUGGAGGCACCUGUCGGUGCCCUGUUAAUCUUGACGUUGAGCGAUAUGGCCGUGAUGAUGAAGAUGCCGAAACCGAUCAGUUGCAGAGACCUGCGAUGAUGAUGUUGGCACCGGUAGUCAAAGCUUCCAAGGUGCCCGAGGCCUGA
Messenger RNA from Clonostachys solani, 3257 nucleotides. NCBI's taxonomy places the organism in Eukaryota, Fungi, Ascomycota, Sordariomycetes, Hypocreales, Bionectriaceae. The record is from the annotation of a GenBank genome assembly.